This is a messenger RNA of Bemisia tabaci, 1001 nucleotides long. Its product is annotated as DNA replication complex GINS protein PSF1. Gene Ontology annotation, biological process: DNA strand elongation involved in mitotic DNA replication; DNA replication. Gene Ontology annotation, cellular component: GINS complex. The record is from RefSeq and is a predicted model, not a curated record. NCBI's taxonomy places the organism in Eukaryota, Metazoa, Arthropoda, Insecta, Hemiptera, Aleyrodidae.
UUUGCAAAUUGGUUUUCUUAUCUCAUCGAGCUAUGUUCGAGCUUCAACUUUUUCGCUGUAUCUUUUCGAAGUUUCUAACUGCACAAAACUUGAGCUUCCGAAUCACUUUGUUUGUAUAACAACCUUUUUCUCUAGCAAAUUACCACUAUAAAUUUGUGCUAAUACCGUGAUUCAUCUGAAAGAUGUUUACCGAAAAAGCUGUUGAUCUAUUGAAAGAAUUGGAUAGGUGCCCUGACACUCUACCGCCUUAUCAUGAAAAAAUGGUGAGAGCUGUCUUGGAUGAAAUGAACAUUCUUUUCGAGAAAAAUGUUGAAGUCUUAAACUCCUCUGUCUCUGAUAAUCUGGGAGAAUUCAUGCCCGUUCUGAAAUUUAGGCAUGCAGCUUUAGAAAGGAACAAACGUUGUCUGAUGGCUUAUUUCUGGAACCGAUUACUGAAAAUACGUCAAAUGCGAUGGGAAUUUGGCCGCAUCCUACCUCCAGAUGUUAAAUCUAAUCUUAGUGAAGCAGAAGUGAAUUGGUUCAACAAUUACAGCAAAAUCUUAGCUAAUUACAUGAAAUCCAUUGGUCAAGGAUGUGGUUUAAAUCUGCUGCAAAACAUGGACCCGCCAAAGUCACUAUACCUUGAGGUUAGAUGCCUGGCGGACCACGGAGAAAUUAAAAUGGAGAAUGGAGAGGUCAUCUGCUUGCAAAAGAAUCACCUUUAUCUUUUGCCAAGAUCUGCGUGUGAAAUGCUGAUACGUCAAGGAAUUUUAGAACAGGUGGUUUCAUUUUGAUUCAUACCUCAACCAAGAUGGACUAUGUUUGCUGUGCUUUUCUGUCUGGGAUUUGUCAGUUAAUUAUUUUCUUUUCUGUGUGUUAUUUUAUGUAAUAUUUUGUUGCUGCUCACUGUGAUCUUUUGAGGUUUAAUUUAAAUCUUGUAAAACAAUAUUUUCGCCUCAGGCCAACUGUACAUAGUAGUUCUGUAGAAUUUUGUGAUUAAAGGUAUUUCUAUAGUUUCAUAA